Molecule: messenger RNA, 577 nt
Organism: Impatiens glandulifera
Lineage: Eukaryota; Viridiplantae; Streptophyta; Magnoliopsida; Ericales; Balsaminaceae
Product: upstream activation factor subunit UAF30
Exons: 3
Coding region: 179-493 (104 amino acids)
Cellular component (GO): nucleus
Source: RefSeq, a predicted model, not a curated record
UAACACUUACAGUUUUUGUUAUCUUUGUUCUAAGAGUUCUCAACACUAUUUGAUUUGUGAGAAAUCUUCACGAGAUUUCCAGAACUGCCUCUCUGUGUUAAGGAAGCUCACCAGCCGUAAAGCUUCUCCAAAUUACUGCUCUUGUUCCGCCGAAUCUACAGAAAAGCUAAACAGAGAGAUGUUACCACAGCGUUUAAAGCAGACAAUCACAGACAACCCAAAGAAGCUUGCGAGUUUGAUUGACAUUGUGAAUAUUCCUUCAACACUAAGAGAUUUGUUGGGUAAAUCCCAGAUUUCUCACUUGGGCUGCUUCAUGGGUGUUUGGUCAUAUAUCAAGACCAACAAUCUUCAGGAUUCUAACAACAAAAAUAUAGUAAACUGUGAUGAAAAAUUGAAGAGCGUUAUGUUGGGUAAGGAUCAGAUCGAGCUAGCGGAACUUCCUUAUUUAAUCAAGCUUCACUUUCCCAAGAACCCACCAAAGCCAUCCAGGUAAAUAAAUAGUUGGUUGAUUGCUUCUUUGUUGUUCUUCCUAUAUGUAUGCAAAUGAUUUCUGAACCUAUAAGAUUUUUGUCAAUCA